UAUGUAUAUGUAUAUGACCAAUUAUAUUAAUGGUAUAAUUGUAAUAUAUUGUAAAAUAUAGGCUAUUUUUAUUAGAUAAUUUCUUUUAUUCUCUGUAGUGCGCCACAUCAGCAUUUUAUGUUUUUAGGUUUUUCCACCUCAUCUUUUAAUAUAUAAGCGAUGUUAAUCUUCUGAUAAGGACAACCUUAUGUUCAGGAUAUUCGGCAAACAUGCCUUCUGGCGAUAUGUGCGAUGACGAAUCUUCGCUGUUGAGUCCUUUAUGUUUUCUUGAAUCACCGGAACCGUAUAUUCCGUUAUUGGAUUGUCUGCCGAAUCCGACAGUGGAAACCGAAAAUUCGUAUAACGACCCUUUUGGACUGAUCCCUAUAUCUACAAGAGACGAAACUAACUGCUUAUUAUCCUCUCAACAAUCAAAUCUAAUCACAUAUCAAGAGACAUCAACUCUAGUACCAAAUCCACUUGAAAUGCAUCAACACCAGCACCAACAACAUCUCCAACACCAGAACCAGUACCAGCACCAGCACCAGCACCAGGUCGUACAGCAACAACGACAUCAAUUAAGCAAUUCGCAUGAGACGUGGUUACAGGAUAAUUUAUCAAACAUGUUGAAUACUAUUCAUGAGUCGAGUGUUUUUACAGGGAACCAAACAGAGAUUGGUCAACAAGUGAGGCAAGAAAAUAAUGGAUUUGCACAUCCAACUGUGACUAAUUCUCCAAUUCAACUUCAAAACCGUUUUCUUCCAGUACCUUUGAUCCCUCAAGGCCGUUCUAAUGCAUUUGGAUCACUUUUUCCUCAUGCUAAUUCACCAAACAGGUCGCAAAACUAUAUGCCAUAUCAGACGCCUCAUCAACAUGUCGCUUCUUCUUUUGGCAUGUAUCCUCACCAACCGACCCCACCAGUUUUUGCCAGUAGGCAAAAUGUACCUCCCAAUUUAAGGAUGGUUAACAAUUUAGCUAUGAUGAGGACACAUCCUUUACACAAUCAAACAAAUAUGAUCCCUACCUUUAAUGCUGUUCCCCAACGUAACAUUCCAUCCACCAUACCCAGACCUCAAAUGUCUUCGAGAUUUAUCAGGCAACAUGGCGGUAUGCAAACAUCCGUGAAUCAGUCUCCAUGGAGGUUUAGGUUACCCAACAUUAACAAUCGUCAGAUGCCUAUACGUCCAAACGCAAACGCAAUCAUACCUCCACAGGGUGAAAUUUUAGGAUGUCGACGAAGAAGUUACCCAACUCGGUUUGAAUUUGGACAAUCAUCAUCAUCUUCUGUUCAACGCAGGGUUCAUAGAAUUGUGUCAGAAGGCGAAAACCUUGGCUCAACUGGAAUCAAUCAUCCUGAAAGAAGGCACGUAAAUAAUAUAUACAAUCCAAGAUACGAAAGCCUCGGU
Molecule: messenger RNA, 1385 nt
Organism: Arabidopsis lyrata subsp. lyrata
Lineage: Eukaryota; Viridiplantae; Streptophyta; Magnoliopsida; Brassicales; Brassicaceae
Product: putative mediator of RNA polymerase II transcription subunit 26
Exons: 11
Source: RefSeq, a predicted model, not a curated record